This is a messenger RNA of Penicillium egyptiacum, 603 nucleotides long. NCBI's taxonomy places the organism in Eukaryota, Fungi, Ascomycota, Eurotiomycetes, Eurotiales, Aspergillaceae. The record is from the annotation of a GenBank genome assembly.
AUGCAAGACUCAUCCCGUCAGGUCACGUCUCAUAGAGUGGAUGUCAGCAAUGCCCAUGAUAUUGCAACCCUUUAUGAACAAAUUCAAUCGCUUCACGAGCAGUCUGGACCGGAUAUCCUGAUUUCAAACGCAGGCUACGGCAAACGGAUUUUAAACAUUGUCGACAUCCCGCUCGAAGAAUUUGAAAAGAUGAUACAAGUCAAUCUUUUGUCCUCCUUCCUGCUGUCUAAGCUCGCCGUCCCAUACAUGGUCUCUCAACAGUGGGGAAGAAUCAUCUUUAUGUCAUCGAUUGCCGGAAUCGGUGGCGGAAUAAAUGGUUGUCACUACGCUGCUAGCAAGGCUGGUCUCAGUGGCAUGAUGAAGAACUUGGCCACUAAACUGGCGCACGAUGGGGUCACGGUUAAUGAUGUGGCACCGGCGAUGAUUGGUGACACGGGAAUGAUCCCAGACGCUAAAUUUCUAGAAGGGACACCUGGAGAUGUCUCCAACAUUCCAGUGGGUCGGUUAGGUACCCCGCAGGAAUGCGCUAAUGUGGUAAUGAUGCUCUGCAAGACUGGCUAUAUGACUGGACAGAGUAUUCUGCUUGCUGGCGGUUUGAAAUGA